AUGGCUUCCCUCGCUUCCACGCUCUUCUUCUCCACCUCCCUCCUCACCUCCUAUGCCCCCUCCAUCAGCUCCACCACCCGCUUCUCCAUCUCCUCCGCUGACACGAACCCCUCAUGGGGCGGAGUUCCGGAUGCCGUGGGGUUAAUGGAUAAAUAUCUUAAUAAAAGACCUCGAGUUUCUAUCGGUUCUUCUAGUGCUAAUGUUGAGCAAGAACCACAACAAUUGGGAAAUAAUGUGCUCCAGGAGAUGAAGCAUUUGUUAGUGGUGGUUUCUCUAAUUGGAAGAAGGUUUAGAGCUCAUGUUGGAUCAACGGGUAGUGCACACCACAAAGCUAGAAUUGAAUAUGAAAAUUUUGUAAAUCAAAAGCAGAGUGUGCCUUAUAUCGUUAGUAGAGUUGGUUCAAAACAAGAGAAGGAAUAUAGGAUUCGUUUGACUGCAACUCUUGAUGUUAUUCGAUUCCUUUUGAAUCAAGGUUUGGCUUUUAAAGGACAUGAUGAGACAUCAACUUCUUCAAAUAGGGGCAACUUUCUUGAGUUAUUAUAUUGGUAUAGUUUAAGGAAUGAUGAAGUUGGUCAAGUUGUAUUGAAGAAUGCUCCCGGAAAUAAUCAAAUGAUUGCUCCAUCAGUUCAAAAAGAUAUUGUUAAUGCGUGUGCAGUUGAAACUACACUUGAAAUAAUGAAGGAACUUGGUGAUGGAUUAUUUUCCAUAAUGGUUGAUGAGUCUCGAGAUUGCUCGGUGAAGGAGCAAAUGGCUAUUGUUGUUAGAUACGUGAAUAAAAAUGGAGAGAUAAUAGAAAGAUUUUUAGCCUUAGUUCAUGUUAAAGAGACUUCAUCAAGAUGCUUGAAAAUGGCAAUUGAUUUUGUAUUUUCUAAGAUGGAAUUAUCUUUGUCAAGAUUGAGGGGUCAGGGAUAUGAUGAGGCUUCAAAUAUGAGGGGUGAAUUUAAUGGACUUAAAGCACUUAUUUUAAAAGAAAAUCCAUCGGCAUGGUAUGUCCAUUGUUUUGCCCAUCAGCUUCAAUUGGUAUGUGUGGCGGUAUGUAAGGCAAAUCGACAUGUUUCUGAUUUUUUCGGAUAUGUUAGCCCGAUUGUUACAGUAUGUGGAUCUUCUUGCAAAAGGGCAGAUAAACUCCGACAAAUUGAAUAUGAAAGAAUGGUUGAAAGGAUUGAGAAAGGGGAAAUCACUUCAGGUAAAGGUCUAAAUCAAGAAACUUCUUUGCUUAGACCGGGUGACACUCGAUGGGGAUCUCAUUAUCUUACUUUAACUCGUCUUGCAUCUAUGUGGCCCUCGAUAGUCAUAGUACUUGAAACUGUAUUCGAAGAUGGGGUUGAUCAAGAAACAAGUGGCAAAUCUAAAGGGUUGCUUCAAAAGAUGGAAAGCUUUGAUUUUGUGUUUCUCAUGAUGUUCCUGAAACAUUUGUUGGGUAUGAUUGAUCCACUAUCUUGUGCGCUGCAAUACAGAGAUCAAAAUAUUUUGAAUGCAAUAAAUUUGAUAGUGACUGUGAAAGAGGACUUGCAAGUAUUUCGAGAAUCUGGAUGGGAUGAUUUCUUGCAAGAAGUGGAAGCAUUUUGCCGGGCAAAUGAAAUUGAUGUUCCUAACAUGGAUAAAAUUGUUCCAAGAAGAAUUCGUAUGAAGAAUGAUGGACAAAGUAUUACAAACUAUCAUUAUUAUCGUGUUGAAAUUUUUUAUCAGGUUGUUGAUUUAAUUAGUCAAGAAAUGAGGAAUCAUUUUUCUGAGUCCAGCACAGACCUACUCGAGUGUAUGGCAUGUCUUGAUCCAAGAAAUCAUUUCUCCAAUUCCAAUGUCGAUAAACUUGUUCAUCUUGUCACCCUUUAUCCGGAAGACUUUUCAUCCAUGGAGCUUAACUUGUUAACUAAACAACUUCAAAGUUUCGUGAGUGAUGUAAGAAGAGAUACACGUUUUUCAGAUGUUGAAGAUUUGGGAACUCUUUCAAAGAAGAUGGUUGAAACGAUGAAAGAUAAGAUUUUUCAAUUGGUUUAUCGAUUGAUAAAAUUGGUCUUACUUUUACCAGUAGCUACAACAUCAGUUGAAAGAGUGUUUUCUGUAAUGAAAUUUGUGAAGUCAGAGCUGAGAAAUAGGAUGGGAGAUGACUGGUUGAACGACAGUUUGACGGUAUAG
Molecule: messenger RNA, 2136 nt
Organism: Salvia splendens (bonfire salvia)
Lineage: Eukaryota; Viridiplantae; Streptophyta; Magnoliopsida; Lamiales; Lamiaceae
Product: zinc finger MYM-type protein 1-like
Exons: 4
Coding region: 1-2136 (711 amino acids)
Source: RefSeq, a predicted model, not a curated record